Messenger RNA from Rotaria sp. Silwood2, 930 nucleotides. The record is from the annotation of a GenBank genome assembly. NCBI's taxonomy places the organism in Eukaryota, Metazoa, Rotifera, Eurotatoria, Philodinida, Philodinidae.
AUGGCAUCGAAAUCAUCACUUGGACAACAUAAACAGCAGGCUGAAGAUUUGAUCACUUGUGCCCUUUGCCUGGGCUAUUUUGAUGAUCCACGCAUAUUACCAUGCUCUCAUACAUAUUGUCUUCGAUGCAUUCGUCAGACAGCUGCUAGUAAUGGCGGCCAAUUCGAUUGUCCAUUGCGCGAUGGUACCAGAAUUGGUACAAAAAAUAUUGAUUCCCUACCAAUCAAUAGAAAUGUACGCGACAUGGUCGAUGUUUUACCAAGUCUUAUGGGUGCAAACGACCAAAACAGAGAAGGAUCACGGCGCCAAUGCGGUAACUGUUUAUUAGAAAUUGCUGAUUUCUGGUGCAAGGAUUGCGGUGCCGACUUGUGUGGCAAAUGCUGCACCGAUCUUCAUAAACAACUCGUAUUUGCACAACAUCGGCCGUUGAGCACUGGAUUCAAAGAAGCACAACAAUCUUUGAGUCGAAUAAGAGAGCAAGGAAUGCUCUUGAAAAAUCGAAAUAACAAUACUGGCACACAAUCAAUAACGCGAGUUUUCGCUGCUCUGCGUAGGAUGAUUGAUGAUUAUGAGAAAAAAUUAAAAAAUGAAAUUAGCUCAAUCGAGGAAACAAAUACGGCAUUAGUUGAAAGUUAUAUAACAUCAUUAAACAAUAAACAAACAACACUUUCCAAGUAUAAUGAAGGCUUUGAAAAAAUUCUUUCGACCAAAGAUCAUACACAUUUAUUGGAAGCUGAUAAAAAAUUAACAGACUAUUUGGAACAGCUUACAAAAAAACUAGAAGAACUAAAGCCACCGGUUAAAAUUGAUUAUCAAAUUGAAGGCGUCGAUCAACUAGAAACAAAAAUGAAAGAUAUUCUCCAACAAGCACGGGUCAUCGAACAAAAAUCAGGUCAGCAUUUUAAUAAUGUUGUGUUAGACGAAAAUUAA